AUAAUAAUAAUAUUAGAUUUUUGGCGAACAAAUCAUAGAGAAAGUACCAAGUGCUUUUCUCCCCCAUCUUUCGAUUCGUUAGAGAGCAGGAACAACUACGGAGUUUUCUAAGAACUGUGGAUCUGCUCUGUUCUUGCUCGAAAAUCGCCACGAUAGCUAAUCAUGGCGUUCAUACGCCAUGGAUUGAGCAGGGCGGCCUUUAUUAUUUGUCUACUUGGUCUGCUUUUUGCAGGGUUUUGUCCGAUGCGUGCUACUGCUCUCUAUGAAGAUCAAGUUGGUGUCGUGGACUGGCAUCAGCAGCACAUAGGAAAAGUAAAAGAUGUAGUGUUCCACACCCAGCAAUCAGGGAGGAAGCGUGUCAUAGUGUCUACUGAGGAAAAUGCAGUUGCAUCACUUAAUUUGCGCAGAGGGGAGAUAUUUUGGAGACAUGUACUGGCAGAAUCAGAUAUUGUAGAUCACAUCGACAUUGCUCUUGGAAAAUAUGUCAUUACUCUAUCCAGUUCGGGAAGUAUUCUAAGAGCAUGGAACCUUCCUGAUGGUCAGAUGAUCUGGGAGUCAUUUUUGGAAGGUUCAGGUUCUUCUAAGUGCCUGUUAUCUGUACCUGUGGAUGCUAAAUAUGACAAGCAUAAUGCUAUUCUUGUUUAUAGUAGAGGGGGGUUGAAUGCUGUGUCAAGUAUGGAUGGGGAACUUCUUUGGAGAAGAGAGUUUUCUGCUGAAAGUGAGGAGGAAACUGAAGUCAGCAUUGAAAGUAUAUUUUUCUCUCCAGAUAGAGAAAGUAUUUAUGCAGUAGGAUUUAUUGGGAAAUCAGCUGUUGCUUCCUGGAUGGUAAAUCCCUUGAAUGGACAAAUCAUGAAACAUGAAGUGGCAACCUUUCCCAGAGAUCUAUCAUUAGAUAAAUUAAUUGUGAUGAAGAAUACAUUGGUUGCACUAGAUUCUGCAAGAUCAACUAUUGUUACUAGUAACAUAGCAAAGGGAGAGCUGGCACUGCAUCAGACAGCUAUUGCUACUAUUUUUGAAGAUUUUUCAUUUGAAGCAGAACUCCUUCCAUUAAAGUUCGUUGAUGCUUUUGCAUUGAGAGUGAAAUCACAUAUUUUACUGAUAAAAAUUGGAAAUUCUUGUAGUGAGCUACAUUUACUUGAGAAAGUUAGUGAACCGGCUGUUAUUAGUGAUAGCCUAUCUUUAUCACCAGAGCAGCAAGCUUUUGCAGUGGUGGGACAUCUAGAAAAUAACAAGGUUUCUCUUACUGUUAUACUUGAUAGUGAUGAAAAAAGUGAAGUAUUGAGGGAAACUAUAGUUCAAGAUUCCCAAAGAGGGCUUAUUAAAAAGGUUUUUAUAAAUACUUAUUUGCGUACAGAUAAGUCAUUUGGGUUUAGGGCCUUAGUAGUUGCAGAAGACCAUUCUCUUGCUUUAUUGCAACAGGGUGAGGUUGUCUGGAGUAGAGAGGAUGGACUUGCUUCUAUCAUAGAUACAACUACUGCAGAAUUACCUCUAGAGAGAGAUGGUGUUUCAGUUGCUGCAGUGGAGCAAAACUUGUUUAAGUGGUUGAAGGGCCAUUUGCUCAAAUUGAAGGCAACUUUGAUGCUUGCAAGUGUUGACGAUGUAGCUGUUAUACAAGAAAUGAGGUUGAAUAAUGCAGAGAAAUCAAAACUGACCAGGGAUCACAAUGGAUUUCGGAAGUUAUUGAUAGUACUAACAAAAGCAGGAAAACUUUUGGCCCUUCACAGUGGAGAUGGUCACAUUGUAUGGUCACUCUUGCUGCCUGCUUUCCGAAAGUCAGAAGAAUGUCAAGCUCCUUCGGUGGUGGAAAUUUUUCCAUGGCAGGUGCCUCAUCAGCAUGCUUUAGAUGAGAACCCUGUGGUUCUAAUAGUUGGGAAAUGUGAUGUAGGAUCUAAUGCUUUGGGAAUUCUCUCAUUUGUGGAUUCUCGCACUGGGAAAGAAGUGGAGUCAUAUAGCCUAUCCUAUUCCAUAUCUCAAGUAAUUCCUCUGCCAAUGACAGACUCAGCUGAGCGACGACUACAUCUUUUGGUUGAUAAUAAUGCAAGGGUGCACUUAUUUCCCAGAACUUCUGAAGCACUGUCCAUUUUCCUUAAGCAGAAGUCAGAUAUCUAUGUAUAUUUUGUUGAUGUGGAAAAAGGAUCAAUUCGCGGCUAUGGCAUUGAUGACCAUGACAUCCAAGAUAAGGAGUUUAAGGAUUAUUGCUUUAAAACUAGAGAACUGUGGUCUAUAUUAUUCCCCCGUGAUUCAGAGAAAAUUCUGGCCACUGCAACUAAGAAGUCAGAUGAGGUGGUUCACACACAAGCAAAGGUGCUAACUGAUCAGGAGGUAUUGUACAAACAUGUCAGCAAGAACAUGCUGUUUGUUGCCACUGUUGCACCUAAAGCAGCUGGUUCUGUAGGGUCAGUCACACCAGAGGAGGCUUUGUUGGUGGCCUAUCUAAUAGAUACAGUCACAGGACGAGUACUAUAUCGAGUUACUCACCAAGGAAUGCAGGGACCCGUUCAUGCUGUCUUCAGUGAAAAUUGGGUUGUCUACCACUAUUUUAAUCUCAAGGCCCAUCGGUACGAAAUGUCAGUCAUCGAAAUAUAUGAUCAAUCUCGUGCGAACACUAAAAAUGUCAUAGAUCUUAUGCUUGGACGCCAUAACCUUACUGCCCCGAUUUCUUCAUAUUCCUAUGUUGAUGUUGAGGUGAAAUUACAAAGUUAUUUUUUCAGCCAGUCAGUGAAAACAGUAGCAGUAACAUCAACUGCGAAGGGUAUAACACCUAAGCAAGUUCUUAUUGGAACAAUCAGUGAUCAGGUUUUGGCACUUGACAAGCGUUUCUUUGAUCCUCGUCGUACUUUAAAUCCUACACCUGCAGAGAGGGAAGAUGGUAUUUUACCCCUCGCUGAUGCAAUACCAGUUUUCCCCCAGUCAUAUAUUUCACAUUCUCUUCAAGUGGAAGGUUUGCGAGGCAUCAUGACCAUUCCUGCUAGCCUUGAGUCUACAAGUUUAGUUUUUGUAUAUGGGGUUGAUCUCUUCUACACAAGGACAGCACCUUCUCGUACAUAUGAUUCUCUGACAGAAGAUUUUAAUUAUGCUCUUCUUCUCAUAACCAUUCUUGCCCUUGUGGUAGCAAUUGGUGUAACAUGGAUGUUAGCUGAACAGAAAGAGCUAAAAGAGAAGUGGAGAUGAGAAAGAACAAAAAGAGAGUUUGAGAUGGCACCAAUGUGACUCUCGUUGCAGUUUUGUUUGUUGUAAGUUGUAACAAUUAUUGUUAAGAAUCUCUGUAUGGGAUUGUAGAUCAAAUCAUGCAUUUAGCAAAACUAUUUCUUGAAUCUUGCCAUUUGAAAAUUUUGACAUUGGGCUUCUCUCUACUAUUAAUUGGCAAUUUUCAUACUCAAUGUUAUUUAUGUCAUGGGAACUGCAGAAGGAUGAGUUUGGAGACACAGUAUUUAGGCCUUCAAGCUGAUGGUAUUUUAAUUUU
Molecule: messenger RNA, 3463 nt
Organism: Cryptomeria japonica (Japanese cedar)
Lineage: Eukaryota; Viridiplantae; Streptophyta; Pinopsida; Cupressales; Cupressaceae
Exons: 12
Coding region: 163-3171 (1002 amino acids)
Biological process (GO): protein folding in endoplasmic reticulum
Cellular component (GO): EMC complex
Molecular function (GO): protein binding
Source: RefSeq, a predicted model, not a curated record